CCGAAAUCCAACGAGUCGGUGAGGGAGAACAGCACCAACCAGCAUCAUGGCGUCCGGAGCAAAUUUCUUCCGGGGCACUACCCUGGACCAAGACAGCCGUUUCUUUAACAAGCACAAGAAGUUGCUGGCGAAGAUGGAGUUCCCGACGUGCUUUAAGCACAAGGUAGAGAUUUCCAAAGUGAACAAGGAAGUAAUGCACCAAUGGAUCACAGAAAAGAUCACCCAAGUGUUGGGAUUUGAGGACGACAUUGUCGUGUCCACGGCGAUCAAUCUGUUGGAACCCACGCAUCCAUUGGAUCCGUUGAAUCCCAAGGAGAUGCAGGUUGCGCUCACGGGGUUCCUCGAAGGAGACGCGGCGAGCUACAUGGAAGAGCUCUGGACAUUGUUGGUCAGUGCUCAGGAGAAUCCCACCGGCAUCCCGCAAGUGUUUCUCGAUAAGAAGAAGAAGGAAAUGGAGGCUAAGCGUGACCAGGACGCAAAGGACCGCGAACGUCUGGCGAAGCGCGUAGAAUCAUUCCAGCCACCAUCCUCUUCCGACAUCGGGCGGACGAAACCUAGCAGAUUCAAUGAUCGUCGACAAGAAGGCCCUAACCGACGACAUGGCAGUCCGCCAUCGUCCCGCCGUCGCUCCCCCAAUCCAUCGCCCCCACGCCGUCAACGCGCAUCCCCCCCUCGGCGCAGUCCAUCCCCCAACACCCGCGGCCGGCAGACCACUCGACGACGUGAUUCCCCUGUGUCUCCUGUCAAGAAAGCGUCACCUUCUCCGCGUCCAACACGCUCCAAGUCGCCGACAUCCAAAUCUCGUCGGCAGCGCUCUCCAAGCACACCCCGUGCCAAGGCAUUGUCGCCUCGUAAACCAGAGUCGCCGACGAAGGACACUCCGCCGCGCAAGAGUCGCCACCGGUCGUCGAGCCCUCCGCAGACGACCCCCGUGAGUCGGCGACCGCGUCGAUCGGCGACUCCCCCUUCAAGAGGGCGUCCUCCCCAAUCCCCCGACCCACCGACAAGCAGUCGAAACCACCGCUCGCCUUCGCGUGACCGUGGCAGCCGCCGUCGAUCCGGAUCACGCGACCGCCGCCGCGCCAAGUCCCCAGCUCGCCGCAGUCGCACGCCGCCUGCGCGUCGCUCGAGACGCUCGAGGUCCCCGUCCAAGGACGAGUUCCAGCGAGAGAAGAAACGAAGCCGUCGAGACGACGACGAUGACGACCGUCGCCGCCAUCGUCGCAGACACUAAAACUCAGCCGCGACACGAUGACCUGUCGAUUCCAAGCCGAAGCGCGAUAGAAAACCCAUGCACCAACCAGAUAACUUGGGACAUUUGAUUUCAAAAGCAAAGUCGCUUGGACGUGUGUGUACUGGUGGCUUUGACGUGCACAACGUUAUGAUGUUUUAUAGGUGUAAAGUUCCGUGCAAACCCAC
Aphanomyces astaci is the source of this 1419-nucleotide messenger RNA. RefSeq lists its product as hypothetical. The record is from RefSeq and is a predicted model, not a curated record. Gene Ontology annotation, cellular component: spliceosomal complex. NCBI's taxonomy places the organism in Eukaryota, Oomycota, Saprolegniomycetes, Saprolegniales, Verrucalvaceae. Bases 47 to 1234 code for a protein of 395 amino acids. Gene Ontology annotation, biological process: mRNA processing; regulation of mRNA splicing, via spliceosome. The transcript has 2 exons. Gene Ontology annotation, molecular function: RNA binding.